GAGCUUCAUUCAACGGUCCAAAAGCCAUACACGUCGCAUCCUACCACCAGCAUAUCGUCCCUGUCCAGGACCAGGAGGCCUUAUCCUGCGCCCGCUCCAUUAUUCACUCUUACUCACUCUCCUCACACCGUCAUGGCCGCCGGGUUACAGCCACCCGAAUCCCCCAGCAUUACUAUCUCCACCAAGCCUGCCACUGCAACUACAACAGCUGUAUCGCCUUUAGAGACCGAGAACGCUGGCCCAGCCCCACAAUCACCUCCGGCACCAAAACGGCAACGCCGGCCCAGCGUCCGUCUCGGCGAGAUCGGGGAACAACCGACCUCUUUCUCCUAUGACACGCACGUGCGCCGCACCAAGCACACCUGGCGUCUUCCUAAAGACUCCUUCAAGUCCGUCAAGGCUCGGUCUUUAACCAACCUAGUAAACGGCAGUGAGAGCUAUGAAAUCCAAGAACCAGAGGGAGAUGCUCAGAACGGUGAACUGAAUCUUGAGUUCGGGCACCGUAAGAAAGCAAAGAGAGCGACGACGAGGAGAAUGAGAUCGAAUUGGACAUCCAAGGUUGAGGAAGGAGGAGCUGAGGGAGAUAGCCGAGAAGAUGGGGAUGAAGGGUUUAGGGAGUUUGAUCAGGAUUUGGAUAGUCCGUUAAAGGAGCAGAGCCCGGUUGAUUCUAUGGAUAACUUUGCGCUUGAUAUGUGGCACGGGCAUAGGAGAACGGGCACGGGUCGGCAUAGGGUUUCAGAGGGUAGAGAAAACGAUGCAAUGGAAAUGGAAAAUCUCCCGGAAUCAGAUUCGAGGGACCGAAAUUGCAGUACGAGCGAAGGAGUGAGGACUUGGCUAAUUGAAUUGGGAUUGAGCCGAUAUGCUUCUGUUUUCGAGGUACACGAAGUGGAUGAUGAGGUAUUGCCACUACUAACCUUGGAGGAUCUUAAAGAUAUGGGUAUUAACGCUGUGGGUUCCAGGAGGAAACUGUACUCUGCAAUUCAGAAGCUUCGAAAGGGGUUCUCACAACAUUUUCACAGGCGCUGAUACGGAUUAUGGCUUAGCUGGCAUGGAAGGCCUUCAAGUUUGCUUUUACAGAGUGCUAUUGAUGGAAAAUAAUUUGGUGUAUGCUAUAAUCUUUUUCCUGAGGAGUAUCAGGGACACACUCACUUCUCUUAGUAUUACGUGUGCAUGCACAAAGUUUUGUAUUUCUUCAGGUUUUCAAACCUAAUCUCUGUGGUCAUCUCUCAGGCAUGUGAACCAUUAAAAACUGAACUUUAUAAUUGGAUGUUCUGUAGAAAGUUUGGACAUUUGUCAGGCACAGAGCAAAUUGGGGAUGUAUACUUUUAAAGUGUAGAGGUUCUUAGCUUGCUGAUCCGUUGAAAUUCUAGGGAUUGAGACAGAAUGUAGUAAAGAUGUAAAUGUCCAGCUUGUAAUAGUUACUCCAUAAAUAUGGUUGUUUUUUGUAUUAAUUCCACUUGUAAUUUAUUUUCACACCUAGCCCAAUAAAAGGAUGAGAAUUCUUUAUUAAAUCUGUAAGCCCUAUCCAUGAAUCAUGGCUGCUUUCAAUUGCACUACUUAGUAGAAUGAUUUUUGUUUCACUAUUGUUUUAGAAAAAAACAAAAUUAUCCCACUUUUGUUUGUUCCUAUUGAAGACAUACAUACAUCAUGUCAUGAUGGCUGUGGCGUGGCCAAAUUUGUCCCUUUACAAGCUUAUAAAGUUGAAGCUCAGUUAUAUGUAUUAGUGCAAAAGAGUAAGGAAGAAAAUUUUGAGAAAUAGAAGGAAAAAGAAAAAGAGAGUAACUUUUCCCUAACUAAUCAGAAACGAUUAUAAUUAAAUAUGAAGAUGGGGAUAUAGUUUGGGUACAUUUUGAGUUAUGUUAUUUACCCCCCAAAAAGAAAAACAUCGUAUACAUAUCAUUUUGGGGUUCUCCAAACUAUUUUCUCCAAUUAGAGAAGUGAAUAAAGAAAUUAAAAUUAAAAAAAAAAAAAAAAAACAGAGCCCAUU
Messenger RNA from Manihot esculenta (cassava), 1987 nucleotides. Its product is annotated as ankyrin repeat and SAM domain-containing protein 3. The record is from RefSeq and is a predicted model, not a curated record. The transcript has 2 exons. Gene Ontology annotation, molecular function: protein binding. Lineage: Eukaryota; Viridiplantae; Streptophyta; Magnoliopsida; Malpighiales; Euphorbiaceae. Bases 133 to 1026 code for a protein of 297 amino acids.